Molecule: messenger RNA, 2198 nt
Organism: Closterium sp. NIES-67
Lineage: Eukaryota; Viridiplantae; Streptophyta; Zygnematophyceae; Desmidiales; Closteriaceae
Source: the annotation of a GenBank genome assembly
ACUACAAGCAUGCAUUUGUACUGAAGCAUCCCUUAUCGAAUACAGGCUCGAGACAGCAAUUUCCUCCAUGUCCAGCUGGCCUUUCAUGUUCAAAUGCCGCCCGGCGCCGUCAAAUGCGCUUUCAUCCAUCGCGCCGACCAGCGCGGAUGCCUUCCUUUCUCGUACGCUGUCUCCGCGAUGCUCGCCCGCCGCGGUCCCCCUCGCCGUGUUGCCAGUCCUCGCCUCCGCGCCAUGGGCCCUCCCCUCCUCCCCGCCGCCGCCCUCGUGCUUCUCACCGCCUGCUGCUGCCUCCUCCCCGCCCCCGCUGCCGCGCAAGGAGGCGCAUCCAGCGGCGGUGAAUCCGGCGCAGGACACGGCGAGCAAGGGCUGACGUGGCACCAGGCGUGGCAGGAGGCCUAUGAGUUGACGCCAGGCUCGAUUCUGCCGCCCCUCGCCAUCGCCCUGCCGCCCGGCGUGCCGCCCGCGCCGCACCUGGAGGAGUGCACGGCGCGCACGGCGGCCAGGGCGCGCGCAGAGAAGCGGGGGGAGGGGGGGGAGGCGCCGCCAUGGACCGCGCCCUCGCAGUGCUGCGGAUGCUCCCCCCAGCCGCCGUGGGUGCGCGGUGACGACGCAGCCAAUCUCCCGCUGACCCGUGUCGCCCAAACACACAUCUGGCUGCACCAGUUCCCCCCUUCCUGCGACCACCGCCGCCUGCUGCUUGCUGAUUGGCCUCAGCUAGAUGCUGACGUGGCAGCAGGCGGGGCAGGGGAGGCAGGAGGGGCAAGCAGCGUGGAGGGCAUGGCGGGGGAGGUGCAUGUGGUGGGGGGCCUGCUGGGGGCGGCGCUGCUGUUCAACCGCACGCUCGUGAUCACUCCGGGCUCCUUCCCCCACGCCAACCACUCCGCUUGCUCCGCCACCCCAGCGUCCCUGGCGUGUUUCUUUGCGCCGCUCACCGUGCCUCCCUGCCAGCAGGCAGCAGCGGACGCCAUGGCUGCUGCUGCCUCCAGCCCACAGUCCGUGCCCUCCCUCGCGUGCGCCCCCCACGCCGCUGAGGCCCACCAGGCCGCUGAGGCGGCUGGUGCAACGGCCAGCGGGUCCUCUCAGGGGCUGGAUGAGUUAGAGGCCCUGCUGGCGUCACCAGAUGUGGUGGUGCGGGUCUGCACAGGGGCGUUGAGCAGGCACCAACUGCUGCUGCUGGCCAACGAAUCACGAGUCGCCACGCAGUGGGGCCCAGCCACCUCCCAGGCGACGCACUCUGUGGAGAUUGCAGGAGUGGUGGCGGCGCCCGAUGGACCGAGGGAGCAGCUGCACUGGUGGCGAUCUCAGGCCGCCCACUUCCUCUUCCGCUGGCCGUCCGCCCACCUCUGCCACAUCACCAACCUUAUCCGCCAUGUCAGCUACGGCCGCUACAUUGCUGCUCAGAUGCACUCUGCCGCCCAGCAGCAGGCCGCCAUCAUCCACACCCUCUCUGUCGGCCCAUCCGAGGCUGACAAGAGCCUCGGAAUCGACACGGCUGCCGAGGCUAAGUUCCUUGCCUCGGUGGACAUCAGGUCUGGGCCAAGUCUGGAGGGUCGGGUCUGGCCGGCAUUAGGGUUUGAAGGCUGUGUGAAGGCAAAUGAGGGGAGCUGGGGCGGGAGUGUGAUUAUUGACGAGGUGUAUGAGGGAGUGGGGAGGGAGGCUUACAUUAUGCGGCCGGUAGUGAGUGUGCACGUGAGUGCGGGUGGUGCUGGGGAGGUUGCUGGAGAAGCAGGGGAGGCGGUGGCUACAGCAGGCAACAGCAGUGGAGCGCAUCCCAACCCCUCAGGGCCAACCUCGUCCAACCCACGACCAGACCUCCCCGCCUUCAUGUUCUUGGCUCAUCGCCUGCACCGCCACGUGCCCCACCUGCGUCACGUGUGGUUGACAACCACUGUGCCUGAUGUGACCGAUGACCUUUCGGAGCACCAUGGCUGGACGUUUCACAGUGCGGGAGGAGGGAGCUUGGGUGCGCAUGAUGCGCAGGCACCCCCCUCUGGCUUGGACAGCAGCCUGGCCAGUGCAAUGGGCGUCAUGGCAAGCACUUUCUCCCAGCUUCUCAUUGCAUCAGAAUGCGAUUACUUUGUGGGCGCUCUCAGCUCCCCAAGCGCCAUGUUGAUAAACGAGCUUAGAAGCACCAAUGGGAGGCAACAGUCUGGAUUCAUUUCCUUGGAUUAAUGACAGUGCCUUUGGAUCACAGAAGA